Molecule: messenger RNA, 3659 nt
Organism: Lytechinus pictus (painted urchin)
Lineage: Eukaryota; Metazoa; Echinodermata; Echinoidea; Temnopleuroida; Toxopneustidae
Product: solute carrier family 35 member G1-like
Exons: 2
Coding region: 1371-2468 (365 amino acids)
Cellular component (GO): membrane
Source: RefSeq, a predicted model, not a curated record
ACUUUACUUUAGUCUAAACUCUGUAGGAUACCAUUCAAUAUUGUCUGGCACUGAAAUUCAUUAGCUUGUUCAUCUGGGAUUGGGUAAUCCUGCUUUGAAAAAUUUACUUUAUCUAGGACUAGUAGUUUGAGAAGUAUAAUAGUGUCUUUGCAUUCAGACUACUUAAUAAGAUCGUACCAUAAAUUAUCCAUUGGCACUCGUUUGAAGCAUACAAACCAUUGUGUUUGAAACCCUUGGCCUUCGGUACAUCUUCUGAAGCAGCACACGUAACGCUGUCGGCUCAUCUGUGUUUACAUUCAUUGUUAAUUUAUCGAAACUGUGCUGUGAAUGCGUGACGUGUGUUAAUUUAUAGCUCUAUGGCUAUAGGCUGAGAAUAAAAUGAACAAUGAUGUAGUGCAAGUAGUGAUUAAAUUAACAGACAGAAGAAGAGGGAAAAAACAAACUCGAUGGAAAGGAAGAAUAUUGUACGAACGUCAAGCGGAGAAAGGACGAAACAUUAUAAAUACAUCGUUAAUAUGGAUACACCUAAGCUGAUGCGGGGAAUUAUUUGUGAUAUUCACGGGGUUCAUAUUCACUGUUACAUUCUGACUGUUUCGCCCGCAUGUUUCGAAGGAGAUCUCGGUUAUGUGUGAUUUCAGCAAUGACAAAAUGGAGGUGAAAAGAAUUAUCAUGCACACUGACAGAGGUAGAUAGGAGACGGGUAUCCCACACAUUUCACAACUGACGGGCUGCGCGUGUCGUGAUGGAGGAACUCAUCAUGACAUCUCACCCAGCGAAUUCUACAUAAAGAUGGAGAAAUGAAUGAUCGCAGGGAAUGGGUCAUCAGACAUUCAUGAUCGAUGCAUUGGUUUCUAUUAUGCAGUGAUGCUUACGCGUUUAAAACGAUGAGAAGCUGGAAAAGCGCCAGAUAUUUACAAUAAUGGAAAUACUGUGUUUUUGGACUGUUCAUCAACUGAAGUCCACAAGACAAAUUCUCUCUCCAAGAAAAGUGGCACAUUGUGAACACAAAUAACGAUUCAGAUGGAUGUCUUUAAUGCCAGCUUCAACCUUUCUUCGGACGCGGUGCAUAUAUAUAACUUUCAUGAAAAUGAUGAGAAGGAGGUUUGGAUUACCCAAGUGCACUGCAUAUACCUCACUGAAUCAUUUUAGUUCAUUAACUUGGAAGGAGGCCAACCUACCAAAAUAGUGAGAGGGAUCCUUCAUCUUAACUCAAGAGUGCUCCGUGAGUGUGCACUGAAAUGCAAUAGCAGGAACUUUCGUCUCCUCAUCGAAGGGACUGGGCCAAAUAGUAUUUUCUUCUUAUAGCAAAGUAGUUUGUGCAAGAAGUUGGCAAUCGGAUUUCUGUCUCGAGUUACACAGUGAUAACGAGAAUGGAAGUCAAAGAAAAGAAUGACGUGGAAAGUCGGUCCUCCCGCCAUUAUGAGCCAGAGGAAAAGGAUUUACCAACAGCGAAGCCACUGCUCCAAUCUUCAGAGAUAUAUCGUCUUUCCGAGACUGAAGGCAUAGAGGCAGUUACAUUGGUGUCUACUUGUUCACGAUUAUGUAAAACCGUUGCAAGACACAAAGGACUCAUCUGGGCAUUUUUCUCUGCUUUGGCAGCUUCCUUGACAUCACUGGUGUUUAAAUUGCUAUCAGGUCGUGUCUCAAUCAACCAGAUUGUUGCCUUCCGGUCUGGGUUUUUCAUCCUGAUGGCGAUACCAGCUCUAGUCUGGCAUAAAAUCUCAUUGAACAUGCCUUUCAAGAUCUGGAUGAUUUUGUCCUUACGUGGUUUCAUUGGAGCAGUGAGCACGACCUGCUAUUUUUACGCUUAUCAAUAUCUGGACAUCUCCACGGCCAAGGCCGUCACGUACAGCUCUCCUUUAUUUACAGCAUUAUUCGCAUGUUUAUGUGUCAAAGAGAGAUGUAAUGUUCCAACGGUAUUCUUCUCCUUAACCACCAUAGUCGCUGUCGUACUCGUGGUGCAGCCAUCGUUUAUUUUCGGCCGAGGGGGUGUCUCACCGAUUGGAACCGUUAUCGCUUUAGGCGCGUCGAAUGCCAUAGCCUUCUCUCUCAUCCUUCUCCGGCUGCUCGGAAGAUACAAGAUCCAUGCCCAGGUCGUUAUUUUGGUGUUCGGAUGCGUUGGCGUAGUGGUAUCACCCAUCAUGACAAGCGCCCUCAACGAGUGGUCCAACCCUCACUGUGGGACAGAUCGGCUUCUCGUUCUCUGUAUUUGUAUCCUGAGCUAUUCUGAGUGGAUGAUGGUGACAGUUGCGUUGCAAACCGACAAGGCAGCCUACGUGGCAGUCAUAAGAGCGAGUGACGUCUUCAUGACGUUUGCCUUUGACAUGGUAUUCUUUGGUUUAUCACCAAAUGUCUUGACGAUCGUUGGAGCCCUUGGUGUGGUGGCGAGCUCAUUGGGAAUGACGUUGUAUGCCCAUUUCACAUACAAAAACGAAGAAGGUGAUCACGAGAGUAAUAGCAACGUGUAAUUGAAAUUCAAUGUUCAAUUACAUGAAAACCUCCAUGUUAUUCUUCGAGAUGGGCUGUAUAAUAUUUAAACUCUUUAUUCCUACCAUGACUAGUGUCGAGAAUCUUGCCUUUAGAUAUUAUUCAUUACGCGCAAACGCUGCUCAGAAAAACGUCCUCAUCUACUUGUCCUCCAUGAGAGACAGAUUCAGAACCCUCUGAACUCUUAUGUUAAAAUGUGCACUCUAUAAAGGGUGUUUCAUGAAACUACAAAAUUAUUUAAGUGUAAAUAUAUGCAAUGCAGAAUGCGAUGCAAAAGGCUCGAUUACCUAUUGACGUCUAUAGAUAUGACAAGUGCAAGUAAACCAAUGUUUUCUUUUAAAAAAAUUUAUCAAUUUCAUGAAUCAAUACGGUGGAAAAGGGGAAACAGUUCUGUCUAUUCAACUGUCAAAUUUUGCUGGUCUAUCAUGCCUAUUAUCUCUUUUACAUGACUUAGUAGGCAAUGGACCAGACGUGACUUAUAACCUAUAAAGUGAGCUGGAAAACAUUCCUGGGGGCUGGGGCGGCACUCAAAAUAUGUUAAUUUGUAGAAACGAACAUGGUACACGCGCGCUCCAUGACUGUGUUUUAAAACCAUCCGUAAAAGGGCUCUUUUUUUGGUCAACAUAUUCCACAUCAAACAUAAACAUUUUAUUGUAAAUGAAAACCUUUAAACAAGACUAACAACUCUUUGAUUGGCGCAAAUAUUCACUGCUGAAUGAUACGCGCCGUAUAAGCUAAAACAACAAGAUAAUAAAGGAUUUCUAAUGGCGUCAAAAUCCAGACAAAUUAUUGGAAAACACACUAAUACAACCUGAAAAAUAUAGAAUUUUACUCAAAUUUUUGCUUCAAUUAUCCAGAAAAGUUUCCUUCUCCUGAUAUUUUCCCGUACACCCUAAAAGGUCACAAAAGAAUCGCGCCUCAGCCAGCAAAAUUACCCCUUUUUUACGCGUUUUCUGUUCGUUCGCGUGUACAGCAAUCAGUGCCACACCCACUUUCCCCUCGCGAGAAAAUUCCCGCAUGAAUAUAUUUGGCGAUCAUAGAAUAUUAUCAUUUUGUGUUUUAUUCAAUAUUAUACGGUAUUAUACUUAUUUAUGUUGCAUUGUACACGCCGAUCUAUAUUCAAAAUGCAUAUUUAUAAUGUAUGUUAUUAAAACUUGAUGAUAAUCCAAGAA